This is a messenger RNA of Trichomonas vaginalis G3, 210 nucleotides long. RefSeq names its product organellar and viral DNA polymerase type B. The record is from RefSeq and is a predicted model, not a curated record. The transcript has a single exon. Lineage: Eukaryota; Parabasalia; Trichomonadida; Trichomonadidae. The annotation marks the transcript as partial.
UGCUAUUACAAUGAAGAUAAGAACAUUCACAUACCUGUUGGAACAUAUGACAAAGACUCUGAGUUCAGUUUAAUGAAACUUUACAAAGCACUUCAUGAUGGUCAAGAGAUUGGAUUUGACUUAUGUAAGUCUUCUAGUCCUUGCUUUGCUGAAAAGUUUAACUUCUCAAUAACGACUAAAACAAGCUUUAUUCGUAAGUUGAAGUUCUGA